Aspergillus novofumigatus IBT 16806 is the source of this 954-nucleotide messenger RNA. Its product is annotated as PQ-loop repeat-containing protein. Lineage: Eukaryota; Fungi; Ascomycota; Eurotiomycetes; Eurotiales; Aspergillaceae. Gene Ontology annotation, biological process: basic amino acid transmembrane export from vacuole. The record is from RefSeq and is a predicted model, not a curated record. Bases 1 to 954 code for a protein of 317 amino acids. The transcript is spliced from 6 exons. Gene Ontology annotation, cellular component: fungal-type vacuole membrane.
AUGUCCCUCCUACUGGCGCAGGGAGAUAUCCCUGCGGGAAAUUCUGUCCCGAUAACACCGCGUGAAGCUGCCUCUGGUCUUCUGGGCUCCAUCUCCUUGACCUGUUGGUUUUUCUUAUUGGUAUGGCUCACACCGGCCUGGAUAUCGCGAUCAUCCGUUCCCCAACUCAUUGAAAACUACCGUAAUGGCAAUGCUGAAGCCAUCUCGCUCCUCUUUCUCUUCGUCUGGUUCAUUGGCGAUAUCACCAACCUGAUCGGAGGCGCUUGGGCUGGUCUCGUCCCGGUCAUUGUGGCCAUUGCGGUCUAUUUCUGUAUUGCGGACGGUGUGCUCAUCGCGCAAUGUCUGUACUACAAAACCCGCAAUGCUCGUCGCGAGAGUCUGCUUCGUCGUCGGCGCUCCUCCACCGUCACCCCGACCCGACGACCCCUUUACUCGGUCCGUAGCGGACGAGGCGGUCACGGCCACCCUGACGACGCUCUAGCCAACAUCGUCGAGGAGAGCGAGGUUGGUCGGAGUGCUUGGAUUAAGAACUUCAGCAGUGUCCUGGCAAUCUGCGUCAUCGGCAUGGCCGGUUGGACGGUCGCCUGGCAGACCGGGGUCUGGAAACCAGCUUCGAAGGAGCGUAAUGGAGGCGUUGAUAUGGCAGCUGGCGCGCAAGUGCUGGGAUAUAUCAGUGCCGUUUGUUACCUGGGUGCGCGACUUCCUCAGAUCUACAAGAACUACUGCGACAGGUCAUGCGAAGGCCUUUCAUUGCUCUUCUUCAUCCUUUCUUUGAUGGGCAAUCUUACCUAUGGCGCUGGCAUUCUCUGCCACUCAACGGAAAAGAAUUACGUCGUGACGAACCUACCCUGGCUAAUUGGCUCCUUGGGCACGAUGGUAGAAGACGUGGUCAUUUUCGUACAAUUUCGCCUGUAUGCAGAGCAGAGCCCUCAGCUCACGACUGCAGUGUCGUGA